Penicillium subrubescens is the source of this 2397-nucleotide messenger RNA. Its product is annotated as OPT family oligopeptide transporter. The record is from RefSeq and is a predicted model, not a curated record. Gene Ontology annotation, molecular function: oligopeptide transmembrane transporter activity. Bases 1 to 2397 code for a protein of 798 amino acids. Lineage: Eukaryota; Fungi; Ascomycota; Eurotiomycetes; Eurotiales; Aspergillaceae. The transcript has a single exon. Gene Ontology annotation, biological process: transmembrane transport.
AUGGCGUUCUUGAGUGCGUUCAAGCGAAGGCGCCAGGCCGGAGAGACGGAGGAAUCCACCGUGACGGUCGCGGAAGAUCAUGUCGAGAUGCCCUCUCCCUCGAAGGAUAAACUGGACGGUACCAUUAUGGAUGAGGAAACGAUAAAGGCUCAGGGCGAGACCGCGGCUAUCGAGCAAGAAAGUCACGACAACCCCGAAAUCGCCGCGCUGCCCUUGCAAGUGCGCCAACUGAUCAACUUGACGGACGACCCGACCCUACCGACCAUCACCUUCCGGUACUUUGUGUUGGCCGCUCUCUUUGUUAUUCCCGGCGCUUUUCUAUCCCAGAUGAGCUAUUUCCGAACCACAAAAGCUCCAUACUCUGUCUUCUUUGUUCAGAUCGCCUGUCACUAUGCUGGUCACUUCUUGGCUAGAACCUUGCCCGCGUGGAAUAUUCGAGUGCCCGGAACGAGCUGGGGAUUCAGCUUGAACCCGGGACCCUGGAGCAUCAAGGAACAUGUGUUAGUUACUGUGACAGCGGCUUCUGGUGCGACUUAUAACCUAGGAUACGCUCCUAUUGUACUUGCAGAGCUUUGGUAUGGAGAGCGGAUUAACCCUGCUGUGGCUAUCUUCUUCAUGCUUUCCAUUGUGUGGAUCGGAUACGCUUUUGCGGCCCUGGCACGAAAUAUUCUCCUGCCGGAUCCUGAGUAUAUUUGGCCCCAGGCUCUGAUGCAGACCACACUUUUCGAAACGUUCCGCAAGACAGAUGCCUCCUCACGCCUUGCAAGACGCCAAAUGAAGGUCUUCUUCUUUGCUCUGUUGGGAAUGACGCUAUGGCAAUUCCUUCCAGAGUAUGCAUUCCCGUUUACCUCCUCGCUGGCCUUUCUGUGUUGGGUUGCGCCGCGGAACCCUGUGGCCAACUUUAUUGGGUCUGGAUUGGGAGGCAUGGGCUUCCUCAACCUUUCCCUGGAUUGGUCAAACAUCAACUGGAACGGAUCUUCCAUCAUGUUGACCCCCUGGUGGACUCAAGUUCUCCUGUUCCUGGCCUUUGCCUUCAACUGUUGGGUUCUCAUUCCUGCUGCGAAGUGGGGAAAUAUGGGCUCUUUCAAGCAUGGCAUCAUGUCCAAUAGCUUGAUGUUGGCCAAUGGUACCACUUAUCCAACUGCAAAGGUGCUCACGCCCGACUAUCACCUCAACCAGACUGCGUACGAGCACUACGGACCUAUGUACAUGGGUGUGCAGAACGUGUGGGCGACCUUCUUCGAUUACGCCAAGCUUCCAGCUGCGAUUACCUGGAUUGCGACGUUUGGCUUCUCACAAGUCAGCUCGAAUCUGAAGAAGAUCCUUGAAACCCGCAGGACAGCCAAGGCGGCCAAGGCUGCUGGAAACCAGAGUGAAGGUCAGGGUAUUCACCACGCAUAUCAUGAUCGCCUGAAUGUGAUUCAGAGACAAUACAAGGAGAUCCCAUUGUGGUGGUACUUUGUUCUGUUCCUGGCCGGAUUUAUUAUCCUGAUCACUUGUAUCGCGUGCGGAUACCUCUUCAUUCCUAUCUGGACCUUGUUCGUGGCCCUGUCUAGUGCGGCCGUCUUCGUCAUCCCCUUCGCCUGGCUGUACGCGAUCUCGAACUACCAGCUCGAGACCGGCUCAUUCAAUGAGCUGAUGUAUGGCUACAUGGUGCACACCAAAGCAGGCUCGGGCCACCAGCACCCAUGCGGCCCCUCCGUAUACGGAUCCAUCGCCGGAGAUGCCUGGUAUCGCGCGCAGUAUAUGUUGCAGGACCAGAAGAUCGGGCACUACAUGCAUAUCCCACCACGAGAGAUCUUUUUCUCCCAGAUCUUUGGUGUCUGCAUGGGUGUUCCUAUCAACUACGCCGUCAUUCGGUGGAUCAUGGAUACCAAGGGUGACUACAUCACCGGCAAGAAAACAGAUCCUCUCAACCAGUGGACCGGCCAGAGUCUUCGCAAUUCGAACACGAUGGGUGUCCAGUACGCUAUCCUAGGACCGAAGCGACUCUUCGCUGAAGCCGAGAUGGCGCCGCUGCCAUGGUCGUUCCUCGUGGGAGCCGUCAUCCCGCCCAUCCUCUACAUCUUCCACCGAUUUUUCCCGCGGCUGCGCAUUGAUCUGUGGAACGUCAGUAUUUUCUUCGGAGGUCUGGCGAUGUUCUACGGAAAUGUCAGCACUGGCUAUACGUCGGCUAUCAUCGGCGGGUAUGUUGUGAUGUACUGGGCGUACCGAAAACACUUUGAGGUGUGGAAGCGCUAUAAUUAUCUGGUUGCGGCGGCAUUUGAUGCUGGAUUCAACUUGAACAUGUUGCUCAUCUUUUUCUUCUUUGGUGCUGGCAAGCAGAUCUCGAUGCCGAAUUGGUGGGGGAAUAGAAGCGAGUCGGUUGAACGGUGUUUUGCACUGGAGAGCUGGUGA